Molecule: messenger RNA, 1384 nt
Organism: Theileria parva strain Muguga
Lineage: Eukaryota; Apicomplexa; Aconoidasida; Piroplasmida; Theileriidae
Gene: YARS
Product: Tyrosine--tRNA ligase domain protein
Exons: 8
Coding region: 49-1332 (427 amino acids)
Biological process (GO): tRNA aminoacylation for protein translation
Molecular function (GO): tyrosine-tRNA ligase activity; ATP binding
Source: RefSeq, a predicted model, not a curated record
CCUGAUUGAAGUACAUGAUUACCAUUAAUGGGUAAAUUAAUUCAUUAGAUGUCCAUUUAUGUAAAAAAGCUAUCUUCCUGUAUUUUUAGAUUUAAAAAAAUGUCUGAAAGGUUCAUUUCCCCCUUCCAUGGCGGUAUCGCAGUCAACUACUCAGGAAAUGUAGUAAACGUAAAGAAUCCAAAUCUAGAAUUUUACAAUGAUACCUGUUCAAUAAAAUACGGACUCAGAGAGGAACUGGACCGUCAUUUUAGAGGUUCAAGGCCUCAAAUGGACGUAUCUGUUGAGGAAAAGCUGAAAAUAUGCCUUAGUUUAUCCGAAGAGUGUAUUAAACCAGAAGAACUUUUGAACUUGUUGCAGAAAAAAGACUAUACUCCACUUGCCUAUGAUGGUUUUGAGCCUUCUGGAAGAAUGCAUAUAGCUCAGGGCCUUUGUAAAGUUGACACAGUAAACAUAAUGAGUAAAAUUGGCAUUAAGAGUGUUAUUUGGAUUGCAGACUGGCACGCAAUGCUGAAUAAUAAGUUCGGUGGUGAUUUGAAAAAGAUCAGAGUUGUUGGUGAAUACUUUAUCCAUAUCUGGAAAGCUGCUGGAAUGAACACUGACUCUGUAAAAUUCCUUUGGGCUAGUGAUGAGGUGGAUAAGAACCCAGACCUUUACUGGCGCCUUUCAAUGGACAUUAGCAGAAGCUUUAAUAUUACUAGAAUGAAGAGGUGUAGUCAGGCUCUGGGUAGAACUGAAGGUGAUGAUCAGCCAUCAGCACAACUACUUUACCCAGCAAUUCAGUGUGCGGAUAUAUUUUUUAUCGGGGCUGAUAUUUGUCAACUCGGUAUGGACCAGAGGAAGAUUAAUGUUCUUGCAAGGGAAUACUCUGAACUUAAAAAGAUCCCUAGGAGCCCAGUGGUACUAUCCCACAGGAUGCUGCCAGGGCUUGUGGAGGGUCAGGAAAAAAUGUCCAAAAGUAAUCCAAACUCAGCGAUUUUCAUGGAUGAUUCUCCAGAAGAGGUUUCUUCUAAGAUUAAAAAAGCCUAUUGCCCACCUGGAGUCGUUGAUGGGAACCCUGUGAUUGCAUACUUUUGCUUUAUAGUUUUCAAGCGAUUUAACUCAGUCACAAUUGAGAGGAAGGAAAAGGAUGGAGGUGACGUAACAUUUAACUCCCCAGAAGAGCUAAAGGAGUCCUUUCUACAAGGUUUAUUACACCCAGCAGACCUUAAAAACUCACUUGUAAAGUACCUUAACCUAAUGAUGCAACCCAUACGAGACUACUUUGAGCAUAACCAAGAAGCUAAAGUACUCGAAAUGAAAGUAAAGCAGUUUCAAGCUGAAAAUAAAAAAUAAUGCAGUCAACUAAUGAUAAUAUACACUGUAGUAAUUUGUUAUAAUAUACACA